CUUUAAAUUCUCUACAGGAUCCUCACGAUUGCACAGACUCCCUUCAGAUUUCACUAUUACAGAGAAGGGCAGAAGAAGCUGAGCCCUCAGUAGCGCAGGAGGCGAGGUCGCUGCAGGCCAUUCAAAAAGCUCAAGGGACAUGAUUUGAACCAUUGUCACUGAUAUAACCUAGGAAUCACAGUGACCAAUCUGUGCACAGCAGGAUCCCACUAUUGAAAUAAUGACCAGAUGAACUCUGCUAGUGAGGUUGGUCAAAAGGCACUGGUAUUGGAUUAUAGGAGGCUCCUGGCCUAGACUAAAGAUGAACCACUUGCUCAUACUGUCUGUCCUGGCAGUGUUGCCUUUGAUGGAAGGCCAAGAAAUCACAAGUCUGACUGCCUGCACCAGUGCGACCAACGAUUUGAAUCUUAACUGCAACUACAAGAAAAAGAGCACUGGGACCAUCUACUAUGAGUGGAGUGUCCUCACGGCAAAGAACCAAACACUGGUGCUCGCAAGCUCAAUGCAUCCAAACAGCGUGGCACCAGUUUACAAGAAUCGGGCAAAAGUAACCAAGACAGAUUCUCAACUAACUGUCACCUUGACUGGGUUUGGCACUGCUGACGAUGGCAAGUAUACUUGUCAUCUUUUUCCCAGUGGUGAUACAAUGCCAGAGUACAACAAAACGAUUUCAGUUAUGAAAGCAACUGUUCAAACGUGCGGCGCCUCUGGGCUUCUGCUGAACACUCCUUGGAUGCUGAGUCUACUCUUGUUUCCUGUUAUUCAAUCCCUGGAUGUCUAGACCUGUGGAAUUCAAAAUGAACUAAUUAGCAACUUAGAAAGAACAGGCAUGACUGCAUCUCCUCUAAGGAAUGAGUGAUUGUUCUGCUGAUUUCUUUCCCCCUGGCAUUCUUGUUUAUUUUAUGUUAAUUUUCUGUCAUGUCAGUCACUUCAAGCAGAAACAUGGUUUCGAUAAGUCAGUCACAGUCACGUGCAUAGACCCUGGAGCUUCCGGCAAGCUCCACUCUCAAGUUCUGUUGACCUUAAGGUGGUAUCGGUGGUGGUGUUGGCACAUGGUCACCCUUCAGAAAGUUUUCAAGGCCAUGAAGUAAUAUCUAGGUUGAAGGGUUCUCAUAAUCACCUCAUUGUGGGGGUACAGCAAGGGAUAAGGGCAGGGGGAGCAAUAGUGAACCAUUUAGGUUCACGGUUCCAGGAGAUGUUAGAGCCUGACUGAUUCUCCAAGACCUGAGCCAGGAUCUGCUCCAACACUGACUGUGACUCUUUCGAACAAAGCAAAAUAAAGUAUCAAUAUAAGUGCUUUGGCUUCUAUUGAAUGUAAUGCUAGCCUGCUCAGGUACAUACCAGUUACUGUAUAUAUUGAGGAAUCCAGCUCUGAAUAUAUUUUCUAUGUAGGCUGAAUACUGUGUGUCAGAUAUUUUUAAUUGCCAAUACCCAAUAAAUGUUCAUUUUCUUUUCUCAAACAGAAAA
Molecule: messenger RNA, 1467 nt
Organism: Pristis pectinata (smalltooth sawfish)
Lineage: Eukaryota; Metazoa; Chordata; Chondrichthyes; Rhinopristiformes; Pristidae
Product: thy-1 membrane glycoprotein-like
Exons: 5
Coding region: 302-781 (159 amino acids)
Source: RefSeq, a predicted model, not a curated record